Molecule: messenger RNA, 7098 nt
Organism: Empidonax traillii (willow flycatcher)
Lineage: Eukaryota; Metazoa; Chordata; Aves; Passeriformes; Tyrannidae
Gene: ZMYM3
Product: zinc finger MYM-type containing 3
Exons: 22
Coding region: 1962-5927 (1321 amino acids)
Molecular function (GO): zinc ion binding
Source: RefSeq, a predicted model, not a curated record
AGGUGAUUUUGAGGAGUAUGUUAGCCCUGGUAGGUACACCUAUAAAUAAACUUUCUUUAUUUAUCUGGGUGGCUUGUCAUGUUUUUGUUUAUUGUUUUAGGGUCUGCUGUCUGUCUGGGGGACAUCUUUGAGCAGGAGGCAUUGUUUGUAUUCUGAGCAGCAGAAAAAAAAAUGUGUUUAUCAUCUUGGGAGGGUUCUCAUUUGCUUCGAAUCCUUAGGACCUUUCUUUCAGAUGUCUUUGUUUCUAUUUCACUUUGUUCUUCUUUCUGUCAGCCACCCUAAAACAGGUAUUAGAUCUUGUAGUGCUCUGGAAUUGGCUCAUUCUAGAAGCUUUGUCUACUCUUGUAACUAAAAGUAAACAAAAUCACCAAAGCCUUUAAGUGAUGAAACUUGCUGAGCAUCUCUGAGAUUACAUUUGCUGUAGUUUCUGUUUGUGACUGUGGGAGCAGUGCUUAUCUGCCCCCAGGAAACAGAAAACUUCAGUGUGUUUUCAGAUAAAAUAAGGAAGCGGUGGCUUUGAAAUCCAGAUGUUGGGUAUGAUUUCGCUGAACUGCUUGAGUGAGGUUCAGAAGCUGGGGACGUUCUUUGUCUGAAUAUGUCCUGUUUAGUGCUGAGCAAACCAUUUGUGAGUGAGACUUGGUUAUCAUUUCAGACCAGAGGAUAUGAAGAAAGUAUUAAACAGCUGUCACCAGUGAAAUUAUUUCAGGCUUCAUCCUUCGUAGAUAUAGAAGAGUUAUGCCCAUAGUAAGCUCCAGUUGACAGGAAUACUGAAUUUCUGGUUCAGGGCUUAAAACAGUGCCAAAUUUUGAAUUAGAGUUGCUCUGACAGGGAGGGGUAAGUUGAUGCCUCAUUUUUUGAUUCCAGUGCCUUUCUUGUAGUGUCUACCUACAGCCUGUUUUGGGGACAUGGCGCUACUUGAAGUCUUAUCUGCCUUACCACUUGCAAACUGCAGCUCCUACUCCCUUUCCCUCUUCAGGUUUGUCAACCAUCCUCUCUUUGUGGGGGUACAGUUUAUUUUUAGACACCAUUACUUGUCUCAUCUCAAAGCCUUGACCUUUCUGUCCUGUGAUAAUGCUGCCCACGAGGAGCUGGGCUGCAGCUUUGCCUCUGAGGCUGCCAGUCUGCACCACACCUUCCUGCUCCAGUGCACUGUCUGUGCCCUGCAAAGUCACACUGGUCUUUUCUCCUGACUCUGCAUUGCGUGCCUGUGUCUACCUUCGCUACUUGUUCUUCUUGUGACUGCUUUUCAUGUCAGACUUUCUUCUUGCCACUCUCCAGAACUCCUCCUUAGUUCUAACUUAAGCUUUUCCAAUUGUUCUGUGCCUGAAUAUUAGCCCACGUAGUUUUGGGGCUAUGCAGCAGCUGGAGCUGUGCUGUAACAUUGUUUUUAUCUGUCCUCUGACAAAAUUAAUGCAUCUUGUCAUCCUCUAUCUUGUUGAGGCACAGGCUGUGGGGCUUUAUUUCUACCUCUAUUUAAGAGAGGUUUAAGAGAAAAGAUAUUUUAAAACCAAAAGAUGUGUUAGCUCUGUGAGAACAGAUGAGGAGAAAGGACAGACAGGUUAUUUGGACAGAGAGGAAGUCGGUGAUGGAGGUAUCAGACACCAUGGAACAACUGUGUGGAGCCUCCUGAAUUGCCACUCAAGUCAUUUCUGAUCCCCCCUCCCCGUGUCACUGAGCAUUAACAAGUCUGUUUGCCAUGCUCUGGUGAGGUGUGUGAGGGCUGUAGAGUUCCCAGAAGUCUGCUCUGUUGGACUGCUGGGUCCUGCUGCUGUUUGGCUGUAGAUUUUUGUACCCUCACAAGCAGAAGGGACCUGCUGGUGUCUGGUGUCCUGGUCAUGGCUGGCAGCACUCCUGGGCCUUACACCAGCAGUGUUCAGAGGAGUGGACAGUUCAUGUGCUUUGUUAAACCGCUUUUCGUUAACUUGCAAGUCUUUCUCUCAUUUCCAGUUGCCAUCUUCUAAAUGGAUUCCAGUGAAUUUUCAGGAUCUCUGGACCCCCUGUCCUUGCCUGACAAACCGCUUAUUGGAGAUCUCCCUGCUGACAUGGAGUUUGGUGAAGAUCUCCUGGGCUCCCAAACAGCUUCCACCCAGGAAGCUUCAGUUCUUCAGCCCCCUGGCUGGGAUCAAUCCAAGCAGAUGGCUGCAGGUGGGGACUUGGACCUUCUAGUGAAAGCAGACAGCCUUUCUGAACUAAAUAAAUCAAAUGACCGCGUUCUAGAUAAACCUAAUGUCUUGGAUAUGCUGGAGAAACCUGAUGUCUUAGGUGACUUGGGUAAAACUGCUGACUUGAUGGAGCAGGAUAAACCUGAGGGUCUGGAUGGGCUGUGUAAGGCACAACCUUCCCAGGACGUGGAGGAUGGACCUUCAGACUCUUCUGCCCUCUCUAGAGAGGCCCUUGUUCCAGAAGCGUGGAAAGAAAGGGAGGAUGCACCAAAAAAUUGUUCUGGGGACCUAAAGGAAGGCGGUGCUGCUGCUAUUCCUGCACUGCCUGGUGACAAGGCCCCUGAAUCACCUCGAAAACCCAUUCCUGACUCUGGGAACCUCAGCAGUGCCCCAGCCACGGAAGAAACCACAGCACAGUCCUCGAGUCCAGCAAUGCCCCCACCCCAACUCAGUCUUAAACAGACAAAGAAGAUGAAGUUGAAAGCACCAAGGAAAAGCUCACCCCUGCAGAGGGAAGGGCUGGCAGGGGAAGCAGAGGUGGAACCGAGCCCAGACAGCAGAACUGCAGCUUUGCCCCCUGAGCCUAAGGAGGAAAACCAGGCAGAGGGAGGGAAUGAUAACGGGAAAAACUCGCUCAAAGAAAAUAGUGUACUCAAAGCACAGGAAGCCUCAGCACCAGCAGGAGAAAGCCUGUCUGGGAAGGGGAGCGAGCUGCCAGCUGAGAAGGAGCAGAAAAGAAGCGAACGACCCAGAAGAUCAGAAACUGCCAGGCCUGAAACUGUGAACUCCUCAGAGAGCAUUCCAGUGUCUGACGAGGACUCUGAUGCCAUGGUGGACGAUCCCAACGACGAGGAUUUCGUUCCUUUCCGCACACGGCGCUCGACCCGCAUGUCCUUGCGCACCCAGAUGGCCCAGCGAGCCGCCCGCUCCACCUUCACCAAGAUGACCUGUGCCAACUGCAGGACCCCCCUGCAGAAGGGCCAAACCGCCUACCAGCGCAAAGGGCUUCCUCAGCUCUUCUGCUCCAGCUCCUGCCUCACCACCUUCUCAAAAAAACCACCUGGCAAGAAGAUAUGCACCUUCUGCAAAAAGGAGAUCUGGAACACCAAGGACUCUGUGGUUGCCCAGAUUGGUUCAGGUGGCUCUUUCCACGAGUUCUGCACCUCUGUCUGCCUUUCCCUCUACGAGGCUCAGCAGCACAGACCAGCACCUCAGUCUGCAGAUGCCUCGGACACCAGUCGCUGCAGCGUUUGCCACAAACCUGGCGAGAUCCAGCACGAGGUCAGCAACGGGAGUGUGGUUCACCGCAUCUGCAGUGACGCCUGCUUCACCAAGUUCCGGGCCACCAAGGGGCUGAAGACAAACUGCUGUGACAACUGUGGACUUUAUAUCUACAACAAGGGCUUGCCCCUGGAGUACCUCUUCCAUGAAGGCCAGCAAAAACGCUUUUGCAACUCCACGUGUCUCAACAGUUACAAGAAGAAGAACACUCGGGUCUACCCCUGCAUGUGGUGCAAGACGCUGUGCAAGAACUUUGACAUGCUGCCCAACGUGGAUCGCAGUGGCAAGAUGGGCCUGUUCUGUUCCAUUUGCUGCACUACCUCCCACAAAGUGAAGCAGUCAGGCUUAGUUGGUCCCCCUAGACCCUGCAGCUUCUGCAGAAAGAGUUUAUCUGAACCCUGCUAUUACAACAAGACAGACCGGGUUGUCUAUCAGUUCUGCAGUCCCAGCUGCUGGACCAAAUUCCAGCGCACCAGUCCAGAAGGUGGGAUCCACCUCAACUGCCAUUACUGCCACAAUCUUUUCAGCGGGAAGCCAGAGAUCCUAGACUGGCAGGACAAGGUGUAUCAGUUCUGCUGCAAGGACUGCUGCGAGGACUUCAAGCGGCUGCGUGGGGUGGUGUCCCAGUGUGAGCACUGCAAGCAGGAGAAGCUGCUGCACGAGAAGAUCCGUUUCUCUGGGGUGGAGAAGAACUUCUGCAGCGAAGGUCAGACUUCAGAUCCAAAACCAGCUGUCCCUUCCCCACAGAAGACAGAGACUAACAUGCUGUCAGCAAAGGCCUCCUCAGCCCAAACGUCUUCAGCUGCACCGCCUCCUGCCCCACCUGUGGUUCCAGCCACCCCUCGGAAAAACAAAGCUGCCAUGUGUAAACCACUGAUGCAGAACAGGGGCAUUUCCUGCAAGUUAGAAAUGAAGUCCAAAGGAUGUCAGACAGAGGCUGACUGGAAGCCCCAGGUGGUUGUGUUGCCAAUCCCCGUCCCGAUCUUCGUGCCUGUGCCUAUGCAUAUGUACUGCCAGAAAGUACCUGUGCCUUUCUCCAUGCCUGUCCCGGUGCCUGUGCCAAUGUUCCUGCCCACCACCCUGGAGAGCACAGAGAAGAUUGUGGAGACCAUUGAGGAACUGAAGGUGAAGAUCCCCUCCAACCCCCUGGAAGCUGACAUCCUGGCCAUGGCUGAGAUGAUUGCAGAGGCUGAGGAACUAGACAAGGCCUCCUCGGACCUGUGCGACCUGGUGAGUAACCAGAGUGCAGAGGGUCUCCUGGAGGACUGUGACCUGUUCGGGCCAGCACGGGACGAUGUGUUGGCUAUGGCUGUCAAGAUGGCAAAUGUCCUCGAUGAGCCGGGCCAGGACCUGGAGGCUGAUUUCCCUAAGAACCCUCUAGACAUCAACCCCAGCGUGGACUUCCUCUUUGACUGUGGGCUGGUGGGACCAGAGGAUGUGUCCACAGAACAAGAUCUGCCUCGAGCUGUCCGAAAGGGGCAGAAGCGCCUGGUGCUCUCUGAAAGCUGUUCCCGGGACUCCAUGAGCAGCCAGCCCAGCUGUACAGUCCUGAACUACUCAUAUGGUGUCAAUGCCUGGAAGUCCUGGGUGCAAGCCAAGUACGCAGGGGGAGAGAGCAGCAAGGGAGAGGAGCUGCGCUUUGGCCCCAAGCCCAUGAGGAUCAAGGAGGACAUCUUAGCCUGCUCAGCAGCUGAGCUCAACUACGGCCUGGCCCAGUUUGUGAAGGAGAUAACACGGCCCAAUGGGGAGCGCUAUGAACCUGACAGCAUCUAUUACCUCUGCCUUGGCAUCCAGCAGUACCUGCUCGAGAACAAUCGUAUGGUGAAUAUAUUUACAGACCUUUACUACCUGACCUUCGUGCAGGAGCUGAACAAGUCCCUGAGUGGUUGGCAACCCACAGUCUUACCAAAUAACACUGUUUUCUCCCGUGUCGAGGAGGAGCACCUCUGGGAGUGCAAACAGCUGGGUGUUUACUCACCCUUUGUGCUGCUCAACACCCUCAUGUUCUUCAACACUAAGUUCUUCGGGCUGCAGACGGCGGAGGAGCACAUGCAGCUCUCCUUCACCAACGUGGUGCGCCAGUCCCGCAAGUGCACCACUGCCCGCGGCGUGACAAAGGUGGUGAGCAUCCGCUACUACGCUCCCGCCAAGCAGAAGAAAAGCCGAGAUGGUGGCUCUGGAAAGCGGAAGCGUGAGGAGGAGGUACCGAUGUUGGAGCAGCGGGAGAACAGGAUGAACCCCCUCCGAUGCCCAGUCAAGUUCUAUGAGUUCUAUCUCUCCAAAUGCCCCGAGAGCCUGCGGAACCGCAACGACGUGUUCUACCUGCAGCCCGAGCGGUCGUGCAUCGCCGAGUCCCCACUGUGGUACUCGGUGAUCCCCAUGGACCGGAGCAUGAUGGAGAGCAUGCUGAACCGCAUCCUGGCCGUCAGGGAGAUCUACGAGGAGCACAGUCGGCUCAGCAGCCUGGAGGAUGACAUGGACUAAGAGCGAGGUGCUGCUGGGCUGGCCGCGCUCCAGCCCUGGACACCCCAUCUUCCUGCCUCCCGCUGCAGGGCAGGGGCCGUGCAGCACGGGAGGGGAUGGUGCUGCAGCAGUGCUGUCCCUUCAUCAUUACCAGACUUGGACAUCCCAUCCUGCUCGUUACAGGCCUCCCUUACAUACGUGGCCCCCAUGCUCAGCUCUGCCGCCUCCUUUUGGCUGCCGGGUGAACCAUCUUUCCCAGGGCCAGUUCCCAUGGCACAGGGGUGGCAGAGUCCCUGGGGCACCUCCCCUCACCCUUGUCCCCUCCUACCCCCAGCCCUGCCACUCUCCCGCUCUUCCCCUGCCCCAGGGCAGGAGUCGCACAAGUUGGCAGUGCCCCAUCAGACCAGUGGCCCCAAAGCUUUUACCUCCCUCUUCCUUCAUCAUUCCCUCAUGAGGCUGCAGGUGGUAUGGCAGGAACAGUAGCUCUGCUGCUGGGCUAGGAUUGUGGUUUCAAGCCAGUGGGGAUGGAUCACAGGCUACCUGAGAGCUGUUGGGUCAGGGAGAGGGCUUUUUCCCAGGUGGGGGAGAGGUUUGGGUUGGCUUCAGAGGGUGGAGGAAGCUGGCACUGGAACAUGGGGGCAGAGAUCUGGCCUUGCCAUGGGACACGUCCCUCACGUGCAGCUGGGAUGUCUCUCUCAAUUUGGUCAGUUUUUCCUGAGAUGUCUGAAAACUGAUGGAGAUGGGUCUGGGCCAGUGCUGCCCCUCUUUCCCUGCUGUCCCCUGUCCUGAUGUAAGCCCCCUCUCCCCUGCAAGGUGCCCUCAGUGGGAACCUCUGCUCCAGCCAGGGGCUUGGGCAGCUGCUGGCAGAAACAGGGAGCCCUGCCUGGUCUCCCCCUCCCUUCCAAAGCAGCAGGCUGCCACCGCCCUGCCCAGGGCAAGUCUGGCUCCAGCUGUGCCACUCCCUGCUGCCUCCUGCCCCUCCUCGUGUUCUGGUCAGUCUUCUUGAGCUGUACAUGGGUCUCCUGUUGAGCCUGUAUAUAUUGUUCUGGGCCCUGGCCCGGGGCCAUCUGUUCUCUGUGUCCAUGUGGAGAGUGAGCCGCUCACCAGUCUUGUUGUAGUGAUGCCAGGGCGGUAGGAACUAACCCUGUGUCUCUGGAAACCAUUCAUUUCAAAUAAAGAUGUGGAAAACCUU